Messenger RNA from Patella vulgata (common limpet), 2509 nucleotides. Its product is annotated as DDB1- and CUL4-associated factor 8. Gene Ontology annotation, cellular component: cytoplasm; Cul4-RING E3 ubiquitin ligase complex. Gene Ontology annotation, molecular function: protein binding. The record is from RefSeq and is a predicted model, not a curated record. The transcript is spliced from 13 exons. Bases 157 to 2256 code for a protein of 699 amino acids. Lineage: Eukaryota; Metazoa; Mollusca; Gastropoda; Patellidae.
AGUUUUCAGGAGGACGGAAGGAAAACAACAUUGAUGAAAUCAGAUAUUUUGCAGGGGUUUGAGAUGAAUAUUAUCUGCAAAGCAGCUCUCAAAAUGAGCACUUUAUUUCCGGAUAGAUUGUAAUUUUGUUGGGACUGUGAGGUAACCAUAUUCAAGAUGGCUGAUUGUGUUGCAGAUGAUGUAACCGAGGAAACAACGGAAGAUGUGACAUCGGAAGUUUGUGAUGAUGUCAGUAACAGUGUUGAUGUGGAAGUCAGGAGAAAGACCAGCAGUCUGUCCGUCUGUGAAAAUGGCGACUGUUUAAGCAGUAGUGAAGACAUCAAUAAAGAUUUUGCGGAAGAUUUAGAUUUAAGUCCUCUUGCCUCCGAUCAUCUGGAUGUCGGUGUAUUGAAGAAGGAUGACAGUGGAAUUUCCAUGGAAAAAACGUCUCCGUUGGUCAGUGGUAGGGACAAUACGUCUGAUGGGGAUGGCAAUGACAGUGCUACCUUUAACGACAGUGCAACUUUUUCCCUGUGUGAAAUGACACCAGACGCCAAGCCAUCUCUGUCCUCGUCCAAAAACGAAUCAUCUCUUGAAGUUGGAUCGAAUGCCAUUAAAAUAACUGUGGAUUCUUCGGAUGAUCCAAUGGAAGAAAGUUCUGAUUUAGUUGAAAAUAGCCCAACAACCAAUGACAACGCUGACGAUGAGACAGACACAUUUAAAGAAAGUUCAGAAUCUCGUCGAAGAAGGUUACGCGUUCGUGAUCGCAGAAAUCGUAUUUCGCGUAGUGAUAGUGAUUCGGAUACAGAAGACAGUGAUGACGACGAUGAUGAUGAUGGUGCAGAUGACAGAGCUGCUACUCGUCGAAAAGCAAAACCUUUGUCAUCAGAAUCAUCAGAUGAAGAAGUAGAAGAUCAGAAAAAGCCCAGAGAAAUCUGGCAUGCAUUAUUUGAUUUGCGUAGUCGUGAAUUAGGCUAUUCCAAUAAGACUCCUCCUUCCCUUUUUCGUGAACGCGUUCAAGGUAGCCUACAUAUGGUAAAACGUUUAGAAUUACAAUAUCGUAUGGAGUGUCACGAUGGCUGUGUGAAUGCACUGAACUUUAAUAGGAUAGGAACGCUGUUAGCUAGUAGUUCUGAUGAUUUGAAUAUUGUUUUGUGGAACUGGGUACAGAAUAAACCAGCACUAGUCUAUGACAGUGGUCAUCGUAGCAAUGUCUUUCAGGCUAAGUUUAUGCCGUAUAGUGGUGAUUGUCAUGUAGUUAGCUGUGCACGCGACGGGCAAGUUCGUCUGGCCGAAUUAUCUCUAACAGGACGAUGUAAGGAAACCAAAAAACUAGCGCAGCAUAAAGGAGCAGCUCAUAAGUUAGCUUUAGAACUAGAUUCACCCCAUAUAUUUCUCAGUUGUGGAGAAGAUGCUGUCACGUAUGAAGUUGAUUUACGUCAAGACAAACCACGCAAAUUAGUUGUAACUAAGGAGAAUGAUAGUAAAGUUGGUUUAUAUUCAAUCCACUCUAAUCCAACCAAUUCGUAUGAAUUCUGUGUAGGUGGACGUGACUACUAUAUCAGAAUUUAUGAUAAAAGAAAGAUAGCCGAGAAUGUUGAAAAUGGUGUUUUGAAGAAAUUUUGUCCUCAUCACUUAGUACAUAGUACAACUAAAGCUAAUAUUACCUGUGCUUGUUAUAAUUACAAUGGAACAGAAGUAUUAGGAUCGUAUAAUGAUGAAGAUAUAUAUUUAUUCGACAAUCGAAAUUCAGAUGGUGCAGAACACAUCCACAGAUACAGCGGUCAUCGCAAUAAUGCAACAGUAAAAGGUGUGAAUUUUUAUGGGCCUCGAAGUGAAUUUAUUGUGAGUGGUAGUGAUUGUGGAUAUGUUUAUUUAUGGGAUAAAGAAACUGAGAAUAUUGUACAGUUUUUGAAAGGUGAUGAAGGUGGUGUGAUUAAUGUAUUGGAGCCCCAUCCGUUUGCACCUAUAUUAGCUACCAGUGGUUUGGAUCAUGAUGUAAAGAUCUGGUCUCCGACUGCUGUUGAUGCUACAGACCUUACAGGUCUUAAAAAGAAUGUAAAACGAAAUCGUAAAGAGAGAGAAGAAGAACGAUCAGAAGAACCAGAGAUGAUAGAUGGUCAGAUGUUGUGGUUAGUCAUGCAUCAUUUCAGACGGUCAGCUCGUAGACAGUUACGUCAGGAAGGUGGCGAGGUCUCAAGUUCCAGCGAAAACAUGGAUUCUGAUAGCCAAGAGUCAGAAGAGGAAGCAGACAGAUUACAGUGUGCUCCAUCAUAAAUUAAACUGAGGCUGUUUAUUACCAGAAAGAGGCCGUUGUCUGAAAGAUAUCCUCAUAUAAAUUAUCAAAGCAAUGAACUUGAUCAGAGAGCUUUUUUAUUUUACUGUUAAAUCAAGUUUUUACUUCACUAGAAGUUUAAAACAUUCUAGACUAUGCAGUUUAAUGUCUUGGAUCACAUAAUAAGACAGGGAGAUACACUGUAAUCCAGGUAUCAUUUAAACUUGUGUAUCUAGCACUAAUUUCUUUCACAUU